GGUCUAAAGUCAGGCACUUCCGGUGAGCAGCCCAGGGCAUCCGAGCAGAGGCGGCGGCGGCUGCGGCUGUGAGGAGAGCACGUCGGCGGGCUCCGGUCGUAACGUUCCUUAGACGAGGCAGCAUCUGGGAGGCUGAGGUGCCAUCAUGUUCUCUUUCAACAUGUUUGACCACCCAAUUCCUCGGGUCUUCCAGAACCGCUUCUCCACGCAGUACCGCUGCUUCUCCGUGUCCAUGCUCGCAGGGCCUAAUGACAGGUCAGAUGUGGAGAAAGGCGGGAAGAUAAUUAUGCCACCCUCAGCCCUCGAUCAACUCAGCCGACUCAACAUUACCUACCCCAUGCUUUUCAAACUGACCAACAAGAACUCGGACCGCAUGACGCACUGCGGUGUGCUGGAAUUUGUGGCUGACGAGGGUAUCUGCUACCUCCCACAUUGGAUGAUGCAAAAUUUGCUGUUGGAAGAAGGAGGCCUGGUUCAAGUAGAGAGUGUCAACCUCCAAGUGGCCACAUACUCCAAAUUUCAGCCUCAGAGCCCUGACUUCCUGGACAUUACCAACCCCAAAGCAGUAUUAGAAAACGCAUUGAGAAACUUUGCCUGUCUGACCACCGGGGAUGUGAUUGCCAUCAACUACAACGAGAAGAUCUAUGAACUGCGGGUGAUGGAGACCAAGCCUGACAAGGCUGUGUCCAUCAUCGAGUGUGACAUGAACGUGGACUUUGAUGCUCCGCUGGGCUACAAGGAACCCGAGAGACAAGUCCAGCAUGAGGAGUCAACUGAAGGCGAAACUGACCACAGUGGCUAUGCUGGAGAGCUGGGCUUCCGUGCCUUCUCCGGCUCUGGGAAUAGGCUGGAUGGAAAGAAGAAAGGUGUAGAGCCUAGCCCCUCCCCAAUCAAGCCUGGAGACAUUAAAAGAGGAAUUCCCAAUUAUGAAUUUAAACUUGGUAAGAUUACUUUCAUCAGAAAUUCACGUCCAUUGGUCAAAAAAGUUGAAGAGGAUGAAGCUGGAGGCAGAUUCGUCGCUUUCUCUGGAGAAGGACAGUCAUUGCGUAAAAAGGGAAGAAAGCCAUAAGUUGGGACUGUUGGCUGAUUGGAAAAUAAAAUGAUCAAUUGCAACAUAA
This is a messenger RNA of Hipposideros armiger (great roundleaf bat), 1118 nucleotides long. RefSeq names its product ubiquitin recognition factor in ER associated degradation 1 (gene UFD1). NCBI's taxonomy places the organism in Eukaryota, Metazoa, Chordata, Mammalia, Chiroptera, Hipposideridae. Gene Ontology annotation, cellular component: VCP-NPL4-UFD1 AAA ATPase complex. Gene Ontology annotation, biological process: ubiquitin-dependent protein catabolic process; ERAD pathway. The transcript has 12 exons. Gene Ontology annotation, molecular function: polyubiquitin modification-dependent protein binding. The record is from RefSeq and is a predicted model, not a curated record. The coding region runs from base 146 to 1069 and encodes 307 amino acids.